This is a messenger RNA of Tachysurus vachellii, 2809 nucleotides long. RefSeq names its product discs, large (Drosophila) homolog-associated protein 2b (gene dlgap2b). Gene Ontology annotation, cellular component: postsynaptic specialization; glutamatergic synapse. NCBI's taxonomy places the organism in Eukaryota, Metazoa, Chordata, Actinopteri, Siluriformes, Bagridae. Gene Ontology annotation, molecular function: molecular adaptor activity. Bases 335 to 2809 code for a protein of 824 amino acids. The record is from RefSeq and is a predicted model, not a curated record. Gene Ontology annotation, biological process: signaling. The transcript has 6 exons.
CACGCACACACUCAUACACACCAUACACCAGUCCCCUCUCCUGUCCAGUCCUCCGCUUCACACACAUAUCAGAGGGACUGAAAAAGGGGGAAUACGCAAAAAAAGGAAAACCAACUGGUAGAGGAGCAUUAAGAUUUGUUCCCCCCAUGGGACUGGAUUUGGCUCAUAUCUACAUGUGUGGGUCCUCCUCCUGUUUUUCACUGUCAUGAUGAGAAGAAGCAUGAGUGUGUACCAAUGACUCCGACACACGCACGGAUUCCCAGACCCCCCAUCUACCCCUUGGUCACCUUCCCGAAACUUCAAUGAGGACAGAAACCUGCCUCGAACUGGGAACAUGAAGGGCUUAUCGGGCAGCCGUGGCCAGCAUCAUCAGCUCCCCUUGCCUCACUCCCCGUGUGGCCUGGUGGAGUUUGAUCGACCUCAUGACAUUCAUGGCGUUCACUCAUCUGACAUCCGUCAUACGUACCUGCUCAGCCCCACAGACAGCUGUGCCAUGGACUACCAGCACCACCAGCGCUACUCACCUCGUAGUUCCAUACACUCCGAUUGCAUGAUGCUUUCACCAACAGUGCUGCAACCCACUGGCACUGCUGACCACAUAUCCAGCAGCACAUUUCCCAGAAUGCACUACGGUUCCCAGUACUAUGACUCAGCCUCCCGAGACGACUGUGCAACCAUCACCACGUCGGCCACUUCUGCUGCUGCUGUCUCAUCAUUUGCCUCUCAUCAUGCUGUUAGCAAGAGCAAUCGCAUCCCUGCCAACCUCCUGGAUCGCUUUGAGAAGCAGCUUCCAGUGCACCGGGAUGGUUUCCACACAUUGCAGUACCAGCGUGCUUCAGCUUCUGAGCAGCGCAGCGAGAGUCCUGGGCGUAUUCGCCACUUGGUGCACUCUGUCCAGAAACUCUUCACCAAAUCCCACUCCCUGGAGGGCUCAUCCAAGAUGAAUGGUGCUAAAGGAGAUGGUGGUGCCCAUCACCACCAUAGUGGCCACCACUCAUCCAAACAUGGGAUCAAACACAGCAAGAGCAAGGAACGCAAACAUCGCUCAGGCAGCUGGUGGAGCUCUGACGAUAACCUCGACAGCGACGGCACUUUCCGCACUCCUGGUGGUAUGAGCCGGCAUCACGCAGGCCAUUGUGUCUCUGAGUCUGUACGCCCUCACUUUGGUGACCACUCCCUCAAAACCUCCAGGAGCAGCAAUGAUGUCAAGUGCUCAGCUUGUGAGAGCCUUGCUAUGCCACCAGAAGGAAAGUUCAUGAAAAGGAGCUCCUGGUCCACGCUCACUGUCAGCCAGGCCAAAGAAGCAUACAGAAAGUCCUCCCUCAACCUGGACAAGUCCACAGUCCAUCAGGAUCUAAAGUCCUCGCUACGUGCCAGUCACUAUCUGCAGGUGCCUCAGGAUGAGUGGAGCGGUUACCCUGGAAUCGAGAAGGAGGAGGAGAUCCCAUGUCGGCGGAUGCGCAGCAGCAGUUACGUGAAAGCCAUGGGGGAUGAUGAGAGUGGUGACUCAGACACCAGUCCCAAAAUGUCGCCUCAAAAAUCUGUCCGUCCAGAUGCUCUCGUUCUCAAAUCCUCCAUUCAUAGACCUCAUAUAGACAGCCAAAGCCAAGGCUACCACUUGCAAACAUCGAGAGAUUUGCGCUCCCAUCCCGGUGUGUCUCUGGACCCAGCGACCUCCUACCACCCUCCUCAAUACCGUUCUCGCAACCAGAGCUACAUGCGUGCGGUCAGCACCCUCAGUCAGGCAAGCUGCCUCAGCCAGGUGAGUGAGACUGAGGUCAAUGGCCAGUAUGAGUCAGUUUGCGAGUCCGUUUUUAGUGAAGUAGAGUCCCAGGCCAUGGAGGCCCUGGACCUUCCUGGCACUUUCCGCACUCGAAGCCACAGUUACCUGCGUGCAAUUCAGGCUGGGUAUUCCCAAGAUGACGACUGCUUGCCUUCAAUGACAUCCUCCACUGUCACUUCAACUCUCAGAUCCACAACAGAGGGCUAUGAUGCGAUGGAAGGCACAUCUUUGUUAAAUGAGGAUAUGAUAGAAGAUGAUGACGGUGCUAGCUCCUCAGCUUACCAGGAGCUUGAGCGUUUUGAGAGAGAGAAUGCUGCUCGGAGUCAUCACAGCACAAGUUCUACUGUAACAGCCAUCUCUGUGGCGCCCACUUCCUCUCCACCCAUUUACCGUGUUCCUGCCCCAACACCCUCCAUUCCUGAACCACAUGUUCCUCAGGCCAUUCAAGCUUUUAAAGAAUCAGCCAACAUGGUGGCAGCCUUCAACAUGCAAUGGAAGGAAGAAAUUGCGGCCAUGCGGUUUGAGCUGGCCGAACUUCGCCGGGAUGUGUGCAACGAGCUCAAGACCUUUAAUAGCAACUUUUUUAACUUCACACAGUGCUAUAACAUGUGGACCUUGUGCAGGGAGGCAGCCACUGGCAGCUCUGCCCAAUCAAGUGAACGUGUGUCAGUUGGGAUCCAGACUGGCAAUAACGUGUCAGUCCGACAAAACACUGUGGAUGUCUCAGUCAUGUGUCAGCCUGAACCGAUACCAUUUAAAAUUUUUGAAGUGAUGAACCCUCCAAGAAUUGAGAUCACUGAGGGAACACCCGAGGGCCCAACAACCUCUAACAGCCCAACAAGCCCUUCAAGCCCGGUAAGUCCUACCGAUAUAUCAGGUCAAAGACCACUAGGGGAGACCAAGAUGGACACCAGCAGGAAGAAGAAAAGUCGUAGUCGACCAGAUGGACAAAGAAGCUCCAGUCUGGAACUCUGGUGCAGGAAAUACACUAGUGGGCCAAUGUCAUACCUGUCACUAUCAUUCUGA